Messenger RNA from Dinoponera quadriceps, 1168 nucleotides. RefSeq names its product transmembrane protein 208. The transcript has 5 exons. Gene Ontology annotation, cellular component: intracellular membrane-bounded organelle. Gene Ontology annotation, biological process: vacuolar protein processing. The record is from RefSeq and is a predicted model, not a curated record. Lineage: Eukaryota; Metazoa; Arthropoda; Insecta; Hymenoptera; Formicidae. The coding region runs from base 272 to 787 and encodes 171 amino acids.
AGAUUUCGAAUUUCGUUGCCAUUUGCGCGCUACUACUGCUGCUGCGGCCAACGACGCGUGUAUGGUUGGUAUGAAAACUAUACGUUUCGGUAUCGUUCGGCGUAUGUGUCGGCAUGGUUUGGGGAUUCCUCACGUGUGCACGACGCAGUGUCGGGCGUUAGGUUAACCUCUUGUCACCGACAGUUACCAGUCUUUCUUCAUCAUCAAUUUCAAUGUCGUUUGCUCCAAGUUAGAGAACAAUUCUUCCCCAACAGGAUAUAUUACAGUCAAGAUGACAACGAAAAAAGGCAAAGUAGCGACCAAGGGUGCGAAGCAGAUAGUGGAGGAGAAUCAGUCCACGCUGAGAUUCUACACCAACAUGGCCUUGGGCGCGAUGGGAAUUUACUUCGCCUUGAUGAUGACGUUGUUCAAUUUUACGACUCUGGCAAUAACUCUAACGGCAUUUUCUGGCAUAGUAUAUGUAGGCAGCUGCCAGUUUAUGCACUAUAUGGCUCGCGCCACUUAUUCAGAGUCUGGUCAGCUUCUGGACUCCGGUGUGGAUCUCAACAUGGAAGGAGGCAUAGCGGAGAAUGUCAAAGAUUUAAUUAUAUUGACAUCAGGAGUACAAGUGUUGUCUCUUGUAUCAAACUACUUUUGGUUGCUGUGGCUCCUUGCACCAUUAAGAGGAGGCUGGAUGCUCUGGAAGCAAGUCUUGUCUCCAUGGUUCUUUGCUGAACCACAAGAAUUGCCUGAAAUGACUGAGAAGAAGCAACGCAAAUUGGAAAAGAAAAUGGCGAGACGUCACUAGUGAAGUUUCCAGGUGUCACAGUGCAAUACAGAAACUCUGUCAGUGGCAAUUGUUUUAUUCAGGGAAUGGGGAAAUAAGCUAAGGAGAUAUUGAGAACAAAAAAGUCGUCGCGAUGUAGGUGGUUCUCUUUUUUACAAAAGAUUCGAGAGUCGUGAUAGUUUCAUAUUUAUGAUAGAAGGUAAGUAGGUCGGACUCAAGGCUUUCGUGGUAUCACGAAGAAAGAUGAGUUUUCUAAUGUCUGAGGAGUCUGCAAAUUAGGAGAAAAUACGUCGUCUUUGCUCAGGCAUUCCAAACGAUAAAUUUGCGAUAGAUCACUUCGACGUUGUUCACAUCGUUAAUUCUGAAAGUUAAUGGUCUUUUGUAAUUAUAGGAAUAACAUAA